AUGCCGAAGGGCGGUAAGAAGGGCGGCGGGGCCGAGGCCUCGAAGCUCAUGAAGCGUCGCUCCGCGUCCUACGAGGAGCUCCAGGCGCUCGAUUGGAGCGCCGUGCAGAACUCGACGAAGGUGAAGUACGACCCCAACCGCCUCAUCUUCGGCGCCACCGAGGACGGCUUCAUGGAGCUCGAGGAGAUCGACAUGGAGGAGGUGAACGCCAUGGUGGGCGUCACCGGCGGCGGCGGCGGCGCAUCCAACGCUAAGGACAGCUCCCCGUCCACCCCCGAGGACGACGCGGAGCCCACCAAGAAGCCGAGGAAGAAGGAGAAGGGCGACGCCGGCGCGAAAAAGGCCGCCGAGGAGAAGCAGCAGUCGGCGGCGGCAUCGCUGCGGCGUCGCAGCGCGUCCUUCGAGGAGCUCCAGGCGGUGGACUGGAACGCGGUGACCAAGUCCACGCCGGUGAAGUACGACCCCAACCGCCUCAUCUUCGGCGCCACCGAGGACGGCUUCAUGGAGCUCGAGGAGAUCGACAUGGAGGAGGUGAACGCCAUGGCCAUCGGACGGGCGGCGGCGGCGAGCGGCGGCCAGCGGGACGUUCACGCAGGCUCCGGCUCCGACGACGACGACGAAGGCGCCGAAGCGGACGGCGCGCCGAUGUCCGCGAAGGAGGCGCGAAUCGCAAAGCGCAAGGCGCGUUGGAAGGCCAAGGUGGAAGCCGCCAAGCAGCGCAAGGCUGAGGCGCGCGCGCGCGCCGCCGACGCCCCCGCACCCGACGCCGCGAAGAAAAGCGAGACGGACAAAGCCGACAAAUCAUCCAUCCGCGACGAUGCCGACGAGCGAUACCUCUCGAACGACGACGACGACGACGACGACUCCGCCUCCGACGACGACGGCGACGAUCGAACAAAGCCGGACGCGACGCCCGCGGCGGCACCCACCGCGGAGGCCCGGGGCGACGCCAAGGCGCAGGGUUGGCAGAUGGACUACAACAACUAUCCGACGUCGGGGAUGGGAGCCGUCGUGGACGGCGUCGAUCUCGACGCGGGCGCCGACGUCUCCAACUGGCUCCAGUUCGACCUCCACCCGAAGCUCCUCCGCGCGUUACAGGACCUGGGGUUUUCCGACCCGACGCCGAUCCAAACCGAGUGCCUCAACCCGGCCAUCAAGGGGAGGUGCGACGUCAUCGGCGCGGCGGAGACGGGGAGCGGCAAGACUCUCGCGUUUGGGCUGCCGAUUCUGCACAGGAUCUUGACGCAACGCGACGAGGAAGCUGACGAAUCGGCGUCCGAGUCGGAGGAUGCCGAACAAAGAGAGCGGGGCGGGGACGGUGGCGGGGGCGGGGGUGCCGAGGGGGGUGCCGAGGGGGGUGCCGAGGGGGGUGCCGAUGCCGAAGGGGACGAUCCGUUCGCGUUGGUCCUCGACGGGAGCGGCCGCGCGGGUGCCGACGCCGGGAUGAAACUCGAUCGAAAGCGCCGAGCGCUCCGCGCGCUGAUCCUCGCGCCCACGCGCGAGCUCGCCAUGCAGGUGUGCGACAUGCUCAAAGCUGUGGCGAAGCACACCGACGUCGAUGUCGUGCCGGUGGUUGGCGGGAUGAGCCUCCAGAAGCAGGAGCGACUGCUCAGGCGUCGGCCGGAGGUUGUCGUCGCCACCCCCGGGCGGCUGUGGGAGCUCAUGCACCAGCAGGGCCACGAGCACUUCGUCGACCUCGGCCGUCUCAACUUCCUGGUCCUGGACGAGGCGGAUCGCAUGGUCGAGCGAGGGCACUUCAGGGAGCUCAGCGACAUCAUCGAGACGCUUCCGAUCCCGCCGAGGAUCAAGCGGCCGCCGGGCGCGGCCAAAGCUACGCCGGAGACGCUCAAAGUUUUCAAAAGCCGAGCGGGAAACGCCGACGCGAGCUCGGCGCCGCGCGGGAAGAAAGGAGGGAAAGGGCAAAAGGGAGGCAACGCGGAGAUCGUGGACACCGACAUCGUGGAGGAGGCGAGCGGCGACGGCGCCGCCGCGGUCAACCUUCGACCGUCGCAGAUGCUCGACAGGCAGACGUUCGUCUUCUCCGCGACGCUCACCGUGCCGGACAACGUGAGGCGAAAGCUGAAGAAGAGGCAGGCGCAGGCGUUCGUCUCGGGGGAGGACAAGAAGAAGGCGGCGAGCGGCGCGAGCGCGGGGACGCUCGCGUCGCUCAUGGAAGCCGUGCCGUUCUACGGCCGGGUCAAGCUGGUGGACCUGACGGAUCAGAGCCAGACGGUGGCCAAGGGCGUCACCGAGAGUUCUCUCGAGUGCACCGAGGACGAGCGCGACGCGCUCCUGUACCACAUCCUGUCGCAGGAGCCCGGCCUGGUCAUCGUGUUCGUCAACGCCAUCUCCGCGCUGCGGCGACUGCUCGCGAUUCUCAAGACGCUUCGACUUCCCGUGGAGGGUCUCCACGGCAACAUGCAGCAACGCGCGCGACUCAAGUACCUCGACAGGUUCAAGAAGGGCGCGGGUGGCGGCGGUAAGACGUCCAUCCUCGUCGCCACCGACGUCGCCGCGCGCGGGAUCGACAUCAAGGGCGUCGACCUCGUGGUUCACUACCAGGUGCCCAUGUCCGCGGAUACCUACGUGCACCGAUCGGGGCGAACGGGUCGAGCCAACGCGGAGGGCGCGUCCGUGAUGCUCGUCACCCCGGCGGAGCGUCAGCGGUACCGGACGCUGCUCAGGAACCUCAACCGCGAGGCGCCGCUGCCGUCGUUUCCCACGGUGGAGAGCGCGGUGGCUGAGGCGAAGCGUCGCGUCGCCGUGGCGCGUAAGCUCGACAAGCUGGUGCACGCCAAGCAGAAGGACCGCGCCGAGGCUGAGUGGCGAAGGAGCAACGCGCAGGCGCUGGGAAUCGAGCUCGACUCGGACGAGGAGGGCGACGCCGCCACCGUGCGCGUCAUCGAGAACGCCAAGAAGAGCGCCAAGGAGAAGCGCAAGGCAAAGGCGGCGAGGGCAUUCGCCAAAGCCGCGGCGAAGAAAGCGAAGAAAAGCGAAGAAAGCGAAGAAAACGCCGAUGACUCGGACUCGGACUCGUCUGGCUCGGACGAAUCCUCCGACGACGACAUCAUGGACGAUCUCGUCGCCGAGGGUUUUGACCAGGACGAUCAGGUCUCGCACGCCAGGCUCGGCGCGUACGAGCGCACCGAGGCUGAGGAGUCGCGUCUGAGGGCCGAGCUCGACGCGAUGUUGGCCACGCCGCUCGGGGUGAAGGCGGCUGGUCGGCUCGGCGCGGCGAGCGUGAGGUACCCGAGCCGCGGGGAGGGGGGUGCGAAGCUGGCGCGGGACGUCGCGAUGCGCGAGGCGGCGGCGGCGGGCGGCGGGGACGCGAGCAGCGACGGCGCUCCGGGUUCUGGCGGGAAGGUGGCGGCUGUGCGGAUGCUCAAAGCGGGACGCGAGGAGAUGGGCGCGAUGGGAGCAGCGCCGGGGGGCGCCAGGGGGAAGAAGCGUCGCAGGGGCGGGCUCGCGGGCGCGCGCGGGUGA
Messenger RNA from Micromonas commoda, 3483 nucleotides. RefSeq names its product helicase. The record is from RefSeq and is a predicted model, not a curated record. Gene Ontology annotation, molecular function: ATP binding; nucleic acid binding; RNA helicase activity. The coding region runs from base 1 to 3483 and encodes 1160 amino acids. Gene Ontology annotation, cellular component: nucleolus. The transcript has 2 exons. Lineage: Eukaryota; Viridiplantae; Chlorophyta; Mamiellophyceae; Mamiellales; Mamiellaceae.